Messenger RNA from Hypanus sabinus (Atlantic stingray), 996 nucleotides. RefSeq names its product lipocalin-like. The transcript is spliced from 6 exons. Bases 40 to 633 code for a protein of 197 amino acids. NCBI's taxonomy places the organism in Eukaryota, Metazoa, Chordata, Chondrichthyes, Myliobatiformes, Dasyatidae. The record is from RefSeq and is a predicted model, not a curated record.
GUGCCGCUAACUCUCUGCAGUUUGUUCACAACCAGGACAAUGGCUGCUUCCACUGUGCUGGUCUUGGUUGCUAUCAACCUGAUUCAGUCGUUCACUGCUACUCCCUCCAACUGCAAGAUACUCCAACCAAAAAAGAUUGAUCUGAAGAGUACGACGUUCUCUGGCAAAUGGUACUUACUGCGCUGGGCAACUCAGUACAAGCCCUACCGAGAGGAGUUUGGCCAAGUGGACAAUGCUUACCUUGUGAACUCUCCUGUUGUCCAAAAGAACAAAAUGCUGAUGAAGGGCUACAUGCGGAUAGGAGACAAAUGCAUCUCUGAGAUGGAGGCCUACGAUUUAUCGAGAAAUGGUGUGGAUUUCACCAGUGAAGCCAUGCCAUUUAUGAUGUUCAGAAUUCUCGACACAAAGAUUCAAAAUUCCUUGCUUUUCUACAUUGAGGAGAAAAGAGAAGGCAAAAUGUACCACACACUUUCCCUCUAUGGUCGAAAGCCAACUGCAAUGGAGAAUGAGCUGAAGAUCUUUGAAGAACAGGUGCAAUGUGCAGGCAUGAAGACGGAUAGAAUCAUAGUGCUACCUCAAUUGAAGGACGAGUGCAACCCAGAAGACACAGUGGAAGCCCUCAAAUUAAUAUAAAAGCACCAAAAGAGGAGCUUUGGAAAUAUUUCUGUAAUAAUUCCAAGUUAGCACAGGUAGUUGUAUUCAUUUAGCAUUAGUUCUAAAACCAUUCCCUAACGAAAUCUGCUUUCCCCAAUCUGAGUGAUGAUCAGAAGUGAUAAGUAGAUUCUUAUCUGUUAUAUGGUACAUAGAUUUGAACAUGUCUACUUUGGAGAGGUGUUUUGACAAAAGGAGAAAGGAGAAUUUUAUUCUAAGCACAGUGAUUUAUAAUGAUCUGCAUGGAGCUGACUGAAAGGCUGGUGAAAAUUAUGAUGUUCAAAAGGAAAACGGAUAUAUUCAGUAUUUCUUUCAUAAUAAAAUAUUUCUCUGUACAUUACCAUA